This is a messenger RNA of Symbiodinium sp. CCMP2592, 2526 nucleotides long. The record is from the annotation of a GenBank genome assembly. Lineage: Eukaryota; Dinophyceae; Suessiales; Symbiodiniaceae.
AUGAGCGGCUCUGCCCAGCGAAGCCUUCUGCAACAACUCGCCGAGGACAGCGAGCUGUCCUACGCACACGCGAUCAUUGCCAAUGCACGGCCUGGCACGCGUUGCCACGAGCUGCGGCAACGCCUCUCGGGUGCUGGUCGCGGGAGGCAUCUGACUUUGCUGGUUCCGGUCAACGCAGCCGUUGAGAAGCUCGUCAAGGCCAAGGGAAUGACGCCCGACGUCUUCUGUAAGAUGCCAGAGGCGGCUGAGCUCCUGGCUGGGCAUGCUGUGGAAGACGACUGGCCGCUUGCGCAACUUCGAUUGCUGGGGACUCCGCUGGAAACACUGCGUGGAGAAAGCAUGCAGCUUGCGUUUCUGCCCACCGGGGAGCGCCGGGUUUCUGCGAAAUUGGUCAGCUCCGGAGAUCGGCCCGUGGAGCUCCGGGGCGACAUCGCUUGCAGCAAUGGCCUCCUGCACAAGAUAGGGAAGAUGCUUGUCCCUGCCCCUGCGAAGGGCUGGACGGUCAGCACCAGUCUGGCAGACAUCCGAAAGAGGCAUUUCGAUUCAGUGCAAGAGAUGUACAAGGCGCGCAUGGAGGUGAACGGCAAGACGGGCCCCCAGAGAAUUGUGGGAGAGCUCAACAAGGCCGUGGAGAAGCGGAGGACUGCAUCUCACCUGUUUGAUCGUCGGAGAGCAGAAGCUUUUGCUCCCUUCUAUGGUGCUGACUAUGAACCCAGAGUCUACUCAGGCACGAAGGAGUUGCCGGAGCACCGGGACAGAUCCCACCUGCGGAUUCGCGAAGAGGCUGUCCCCCGGGACAAAACGAAGCCCUCAGUGCAGCCCACCCUUGAAGAGGUUUGGGAGGAGUGGGAGCCGCUGAAGCGAGAAGAAGUGAAGCUGAGCGCAGAGUUAGAGCGGUUCCGCGAGCACCUCAACUCCCAGGAGGCCGUGCUGGCGGAGCAUGCUGCUCUGGUUCGUGAGGUGCUGCCGGGGGCAAAGCUUUCCUGGACACACGCGCCUCCGCAAGCGAUCAUGACCGUGCAGCUGUUCAGUGAGUCCGACUGUCAGCUGCUGCGGUCCUGCCUAUCCCGCCAGGAUCCGCUUCUAAUUGAAACGGAGGUUCGUGUCGGUGGACGCCUACUUCCGGCCAACAGCCGCCUGUGUGAAAGAGUCCCUCCUGAUGGUGCAAGACUGCCGGCAACCUUUACCAUCAUCAUGCCCGAAGCAAUGCCGGGCGGUUCAGCGUUUCCGCUCUGGAAGGCGCCCGAAGAGGAGGAGCUCCCCAAAGGCCUUGAGACGAGGCCGCACCUCGAGGCCAGUCUGCUGCUGGAGCAAGUUGCCGAUCAUUUGCAGCCUUCGGAGCCUCUGGAGUCCCCUGGCGCCGAGUUGGAGAAGCUCUGCGCCAGCAUCGCUGGGCAGGACGAAUCCGCGAGUCUAGAGGCCGUGCUGUCCUGGCUGGAGAAGCAAGGCGUGCAGUGGGGUCUUCCUCAGCGUUGGCGUGUCGCGCGGUUCUUCGAGGCUGCAGAUGCAACCGCUCCAGCAAUGUCGCCCAAGAGAGAAGGCAUGUCCGGGCAAGAGAAGCAUCCGCAGGAGUCCGAAGUGUCGUCGUUGUUCCAGCUUCGGAUCAAGAAGAAGUCUCUUGCGGCCUUCCUCAACAUGCCGAGGUUACCGGAGGAGCACCAUGAGCUCCAAGCGUUUGUGGGCCAUCUGCGACACCUAGCGGCUGACCUGCGCACAGGGAAGACUUCCCAGCGCCUCGAGCAAGAGGUCAACUCUCUUGCGGCUGAGCUCGACGUCCUCAGAGGAAGGAUGGAGGUUCUGGAGUCCAGUCUGCCAAGCCCAUGGUCGCCACCCGUCGCGACAUGGCAGGAGCUGCUCGGCACCACUCCUCCCGCUCUGUCGCCCGAGGCACUGCUGCCACUGGUCCGCGAUGUACUUUCAGAUGCCAGGUCGAAGGCGAUGCAACGCUCAGAAGAGGCCGCCGUCUCCGCGGAGGCCCUGAGAGCCAAUGCGGACAGCUUGUCACGACAAGUCCUCUGGGCAGAAUCGCAGGCUGCGGCCAAAGAAGCAGAAGCAGAUGUCCUGCAAGCAGAGCUGCAAGAGCAGGCACAGCAUCUUCGUGACCUGGAGAUGGAGCGGGCUCAAGGCGAAAAGAGGGCUCGAGCGAAGCAGGCCCUCGUCGUGGAGGAGGCGACGCGGCAAGCAGAUGCACUGGCGCAGCAGAGGAGCGCUGCCAAGGUUCAGCAAGUAUGGAGGCGACGCCGAGAGAUGGCGCAACGUCGGAUGCGAGCAGUGCUGCUCCUUCAGUUCUUUGUUCGACGCUGGCGAAGAAAGCGGCAACUGGCCGCUCGAAAGAUCCAAGCUCGCUGGUCCAACCUCAGGCGAGUGCCGCAGCGGAUGCAAGGCGCCGUGAGCAGCGGCGUCUCGCUCAUCGGAAGAGGAAUUCAAUCAGCUGUCGGACGAAAAAAUCGGGCUUUUGGGGGGAUCUGGUGGGAUCUCUGGUCUGCUUCGGCGCCCACCACACUACAGAGCCUUUGCUGCCAAUGA